AUGUCAGAUAUAUUAACAUCUUAUUCAUCAUAUGCAAUUGAUGAUCGGAAUGAUACUGAUAAUUUAGAAGCAUUUUUAACAAAACUUGCUCGGUUUGGUAUUGACCAAUGUUUACAUUUUGCACAUUUAAUUGUUAACAAACAACAAUCAUUUCAAAAUUUUUCAACACUUGAUUCUAAAUAUAAAACUUCUGAAGAUCAACAAAUUGAUUUGAAUAAACUUUUGUUGGAAAUACAAACAUUACAAAAUGAAUUUUAUAAUAUAUUAUUAAUUAUAUCAUCAUCAAAUGAUGAAAAAAAACAAUUAUUAUUUAUUAAAUUACAAAAUUAUUUAUCAAAUUUUCUUGAAAUUAAUGUACGUUAUAAAUCAUCUGAAAUGUCUACUAAAGAAAUUCAUUUAAAUAAUUCAAAAUUAACAAAAAAAUUUGAUCAAAGUUUAUCAACAAUAUCUUGUUUAUCUACUAAACCAUCAAUAAUAUUAUCAUCUUCAUUUUUUUCGAAUGACGAUAUUGAUUUAGGAAAAAAUUGGAAAUUUGCACAUAUAAUUCAUACACGUUUUCAAAUGUCUUUAAUUUCAUCUGAUUCAUAUAUGAUUAUAUGUUAUAAUAACCAAAAUAAUUUUCUUCAUUUUAUACGUAUUAGUGGACAAUUUCAAGGAAAUAUUAAAUGGAAAUAUGAACCUAUUAUUGAUAUGCAUUGGUGUUCAUUUAUUAAUCUAUUCAUAGUUGUAACACAUAAUGCUAUUUAUAGUAUUGAAUAUAACAAAUCAAAAUUAUUACCAUCAAAUUCAAUAAUUGUUGAAAAAGUUCUUGAUUUAGAAAAAUUUAAUUCUGCUCGAAUUGCUUGUAAUGAAAAUAAGAUUUUACUUUAUACAAUUUAUCAACAUAAAAGUUUAAUUCAAAUUUAUGAUAAGCAAUUCAAGAAAGAAAAAACAUUUGAUAGUUCAAUCAACAAACAAUUACCGAUCAAUAGUCAUUCAUUUUGUUGUACAAAUACAUUGAUUGGUUUAACAGAAAAAGAUGAAAUACUUAUAUCAUAUUUUCCAUAUAUAACUCCAAAGAAAGUUACAUUACUUCUAUUUGAUAUUGAUACAUUUGAAUUACGUUAUACAAUCGAUUUAAAUAAUUGUUCACAUAUAUAUACAAUGAAAUGUCUUGAAAAAUAUAAUAUAUUCUUUGGUCUUAGUGAUGAAAAAAUUCUAUGGAUUAUUAAAAUUAAUAAUAAUGAAACAAUACAAAUGGCAAAAAAAACAUUCUAUACAGAUCAAACAGAAAUGUGUAUUGUUAAUAAUCAAGAUUUAUUAUUGAUCAAUGUUAAUGCUGGUUAUGCUAUUCAAUUGAUCAAAUAUCUCAUUUCAAAAAUUAAUGGAUAUAAUAAAAGAAUAUAUUCAUCUGUAGAAAAUACUCGACCAAUUAUUGGAAUUUUAACUCAACCAACUCCAUCAAUAUGGGGAAAACCAAAUCGUACUACUUAUAUAGCAGCUUCUUAUGUUAAAUAUAUUGAAGCAACUGGUGCUCAAGUUGUACCUAUUCGAAUGUAUCAAUCAAUAGAAUAUUAUUUACAUUUGUUUAAUUCACUAAAUGGAGUACUCUUUCCAGGUGGAGAGCUUGCUAAUGAAUAUCUUUAUGUUGCUAAACUUUUUUAUAUGUGGUCAUUAAAAGGAACAUGUCUUGGUUUUGAAGUGUUACUUAUGUUAACAAGAUGUUCAACUGAUAUUAUGGAACCAUGUAGAGGAUAUGAUUAUGCAACAGAACUUACUUUUAUGCCAGAUGUAGCGGAUAGUCGAUUAUUGGGAAAAUCAUUACCAAUAAAUAUAAAAAAUGCCUUACAAAAUGAACCAACAACAGCAAAUUUUCACAAUUUUUGUAUGCGACCAGAAAAUUUCUUAGCUGAUCCUAUAUUAUCAACAUUUUAUAAAGCGUUAACCGUAAGCCCAGAUUUAGAAGGUCAAGCAUUUGUCUCAACUAUUGAAACAAUUUAUUUAGGUCGUCGUUAUCCAAUUUUUGGUGUUCAAUGGCAUCCAGAAAAGAAUGCAUUUGAAUGGCGAGUAAAUACAACAAUACCUCAUACAAAAGAUUCAGUUGAAGUUAUGCAAUAUAUGGCAAAUUUUUUUACUAAUCAAGCACGUCAAAAUAUGAACCAAUUCAGUUCAUUAGCAGAUGAAUUAAAAUAUCUUAUAUAUCUAUAUACACCAGAAUUUAGCGACUUAGACACAUCACAUUUUCAACAACUUUAUUUUUUUUAUGAAUAA
Molecule: messenger RNA, 2250 nt
Organism: Rotaria sordida
Lineage: Eukaryota; Metazoa; Rotifera; Eurotatoria; Philodinida; Philodinidae
Source: the annotation of a GenBank genome assembly